Messenger RNA from Uloborus diversus, 3717 nucleotides. RefSeq names its product AT-rich interactive domain-containing protein 1A-like. The record is from RefSeq and is a predicted model, not a curated record. Gene Ontology annotation, biological process: regulation of transcription by RNA polymerase II. Gene Ontology annotation, cellular component: nucleus. Lineage: Eukaryota; Metazoa; Arthropoda; Arachnida; Araneae; Uloboridae.
GCCCGGACCACGGCGGAAACCCGGACCUGUCCGCCAAUCCCCCGCCUGCUUCUUCACCGCAUUUCAGACCUACGAUGCAAAGUCCUGGUCCACCCUACCAAAGCACCAUGGGCUCUGCAAUGAACUACUCAGAACGUCCUUAUGAAAAUCAAAUGGCUUCACAUUGCCAAACUAACAGUUACCCUUCCUAUCAGCCGCCAUCUCCUUACAGGCCUCAUCCUGUUUCGCCGCCAGCUCACGCCCAUCAGUAUGGUGCCCAUGGGGGACAUCAGAUGCACGGAAGCCUGGCUGCGUACGGUUCUAGUCAUCAGCUGGGCCCCUAUGGCUCCGCCCCAGCUUCUCAUUAUCCUUCGCUCAGUCCGGACUUAUACGGGGGCAGGCCCUCCAUGUACAGCAGCUCCAGUGCGAGGGCCAUGCAGAUGAAGAGCGCGUGGGGAGGCGACAACAGCAGCAACAGCAGCUCGGAGAUCAUGCAAUACAGUCAGCCGUCGCCCAGGCCGAUGAUGCCCCCUCCUAGCAUGCAUUCUCCGCCACAUGCGGGCAUGGGCGGAGCAACUCCUCAUUAUCGCCAAGUUCCCAUUGUCUCGGCGGCCACCGGACAUUCUCCACACUCGUGGUCCCAGUCUCAAAUACCUAGCCCCGGUGUCCUUCACUCUCCAAGAACCACACCGUCUCCUCUUCCUGCUCACACGAGAUCUCCCGUGGGAGGAGGACAACCCUUCAGUCCGCCUCCUGCCGCUCCUUCUCCACAACAACAGCAACAUCAUCCACCUCCGUCGAUGACUCCGCAUCCUCCACCUCCCCACAAAACAACCCCAUCUCCUCCUUCUGGUGCUACUACCCCUGCGCCAACCACAGGAGGAGCACGCCAACCUAUGUGUGGCAGUCCUUCCGGUAAUCAGGGUCCAGCCAACUCGGAUCCCCUACAGUCAUUGCAAAAGAUGGUUAUGUUGGACUCUGAAACUGUUGAAUCGCCAAUAACCAGGGCAAACUAUGAGAUGGCUGCUAAUCAGGGAGCUGGUGGAGCUCCUGGCCCGUCAGUUGCUGGCCGACCUUCAUCAUAUUUCUCUGUUGAGCAGCUAGCGGGUAGUGACCCUGGAUCUCCCUAUCCAACAUACUACAAUCUUGACCAAAAUCGUUUAUGUACUCCACCAAGGACUGCCAUGUCUACUCCAACUAAUUCCACAUUUUCAUCAGCACCAGAUUCAACGUCUAGUAACUCACCUCGUAGUGAUUCAAGGACGACCACAGCAAGUGCAGAUUCGUCCAAUCAUGUAGCUCAUGUGAAUGGUGAUGUGAAUCCACAUGUUGUCAAUUCCAUUGCCACGGCUGGCCCCGCAGAAGCGCAGCCUCCCCCACCGCAAGGUCCACCUCCUAGGAGACCUGAAUUUGAAAACUUUUCAGUAAAUGAUGUCAGAAUGACCAACGGAAACCACCCUCCUGACAACCCUGGCAUUAGGGAUGAUCUCGGAGGUCCAGUGUCAAGUGAUUCUGAGAACAAAGACACUCAAGAUUUCUUACAACACCUUGGCGGAGUUCCUCCUUUGCCAGAACCCGAUGGCACUGUUGAUUUGAGGCGGAAAUCGCCAAAGUCGCCUCGCGGAAGGCGGAGGGUAUUUGGACAUGAUCUUCAAUGUGAUCCUUUAAUGGAUAACUCAAUGGAUAUCCCACGCAACAAACCCAUGAUGAUUCCAGAAGAAAGGAGAAAUUCCACUUUGCCGGAGUUCGAAAUAACAAAUGGAAAGCCCGAAGCUUGUGAUGAUGUUUACCCCUCGGAUGGUGGCUAUACUCCGCGACCGCCACGGUACUAUAGUCCUACUAACCGAUGGAAUAAAAUGGGCCCGCUGGAAGAUGGUUUUAUGGGAAUGCAGCAAAGUAAACCAUACCCAGAUGAUUGUCUUUCCAUGCCUAAACCAAAAAGAGGCAGAAAAAGGAAGACAUUUGAUCAGGAUGGAAUAGUUCCUGAGUGGGAUAUGUACAAUUCAGAAAUAGUGCAUCGCCCUCCAAGAGUUUCUCGAGGAGGUACACGUGGUCGAAGGGGUAGCAGGCGCAGAGGAGGUAUUCAAUCUUAUCCUGCAAAUAACGGCGAAAUACCGAUGGAUAUGUACGCAGCUGAUGCCAUGCUUUCCAUGCGAAAUCACCCGAGCAACGGAAUGGGAGAAAUGGUAGGUCCUUCUCCAGACAAAGAUAUGCCUUGGGGCUCACAUAAUUACCACAUGGGACCCCCACCGCCCUCCGGAAUGGGUGCUGAUUAUGGGUCCAAAGAUAGCAUGUCUGUAAUUAAGCCUCCAAUGAUGGAUGCUCAUGCUAUGGACAGUGCUUCUUUAAAUAAUAGCAUGCCCCCAAAUCAACCUCCAAACUAUCAAAGUGAUGUUCCUCCGGAUGAUAGGGGUCGUGGUCCUCUAUUAUUUACUGUUAAUAAAGACGGUAGCACUGUUAAGUUACAAGACAAUAGUCAAAUGAGCAACAGUUCGAUGCAGAGUCAAAGUCAGAGUCAAUAUUAUGAUCCCGUUCUCGGGCAAAUGAUGCCGCAACCAAUGAAGAAAAAAAGGGGUAGACCAUUUGGAAGCAAAAAUAAACCAAAACCACCCGGCGAAGAACGAACACCUAGGCGACGGCGGAAGAAAGAAGUAUUUUUUGGACCUGAAGGACCUCCACCACCCGUGAUUAAAAAACGUUUGAUCAACGGCCCUUAUGUACAUAUUAUGGGGAUUAGAAACAAACCUUUGAUAGUAUCUGUGGUGAAUCCUUCUCCAAAAGAUGAGAAUUCUGAAAUGAAAUACUGGCAGCACAAGCAGCAACCUUUGCAGUUUAGUGGUGUGAUUCGACAAAACAUGGCCAUGAACUCGAAUAACGGUCUACCGCACAUAUACGACACGAUUACAAAAGACAGAAGCUGGUUAUGUUCCCUUUGUUGCAAGAACAGUCACUAUAGAGGGCUUGGAGAUUUAUUCGGUCCCUAUUACCUGAAUGGCGAUCAAAAGCCGUCCAAUUUUUCAGCCCCGCCCUCCCCUGCUCCUAUGUCUGGCUUUGGCAAUGAAUCCAGUGAACCUGGAGAUGAUCUGGAACCGGAAGAUAGUCGAGAAGAUUUGGCAGAUCCUUCUUCAUCUUGUUCUGAAAUUCCAGGAGGUCGAAGAUUUCCCGGGAAGAGAAAAUCUGAUGUCAUGGAACAAAUGUUCCGGGCAGCUCUUCUCAGAAAAGCUAAACAAGCUAACGGUCAGAAGCCGUUGGAGGAGAUGUCAAAUCACAUGUCGGGUUGCGACCCAUCCCUUUCAGUUCCAAGUCAGUUCUCUAUGGACGCACCUACGGACAACAAAGAGUUCUGGGUGCAUGAAGAAUGUGCCGUGUGGUCCAAAAAUGUUUAUCUAUUUGGUCACCGGUUACGAGGCCUGGAGGAGACCGUUUUAAAGUCUGUCGAUAAGCUUUGUUCAAGAUGUAAAUUUCCAGGAGCUUCUUUAAGUUGUGGUUAUGACAAUUGUCCAGAGCUCUACCACUAUUUAUGUGCUCGGGAUAAUUGGUGUCAAAUGGACGAAGACUCAUAUACAAUAUAUUGUCCACAGCACAAGGUUUUAUCAAGCCAUUGCGACGAGCAUCAAAGCAUCCAGAACUCAUAGGAAAUAUCUAAUACUACAACAAAAAAGAGCUUCCAGCUAAACUCGAGGUCCGUGGUUUGGUGCUAAACAAUUAAGCAAAAGAAGAAACCAUCGACCCAUGAAC